CACACCUGGCUGACGUCAUCCUAACGAGCUGAAGACUCCAAUUUCACUUCCGGUGUGUGCAGGUGAGACACACCUGAGGCUCGUGUCAGUUGAGCUGUCAGUGACGGAGGCAGCGGACUGUGGACUCUCACCUUCCCUCCUCAGGUAAACAGCCUCCUGCUGGCCUCCGGGACGGACCCGAGUCUGUGAUCGAUAACUGAUCGAGUCUGAUUGAUAACUGAUCGAGUCUGAUUGAUAAUUGAUUUGUCGGCGCGGCUGCUCGGCGUCAGCAGGAGGAGAUCAGAGCCGCAGACAUGAAGCUGAGCUGCGUCUCCCUGCUGCUUCCUCUGGCCCUGCUGCUGCCCUGCGGGGCGGCGCAGGACCCGGACCCGGACCCCGUCCCGGCUCCGGCUCCGGACGGCCCGGACUGCUCCGGCAGCUUCCGGCCCGGCAGGGACAACUUCGUGCUGGACGCGGAGGAGGCGGUGCGGGACGGAGCGACCUUCCUGUCCGCCCCGGCCGACGCCUCCCCGCAGGACUGCGUGCGGGCCUGCUGCGGGGAGCCGCGGUGCAACCUGGCGCUGGUGGAGGGGGAGGGGGACGGGGGGGUCCGGACCUGCUCCCUCUUCAACUGCCUGCACCGGAACCGGUUCGUCUGCAGGUUCGUCCCCAAGGCCGGCUUCAAGAACUUCAUCCUGGACUCCGUGUACGACAAACACCUGGCGGGCCCGGAGCGCGGAGCCGGAGAGUUGGCUCCGCCCAUUGCGGUGGCGGGUCGUGACCAGGUGGUUCGCCCCGGUGAGCAGGUGCUGCUGAACGGCGUGGAGAGCCAGGCGGUGGGCGACGCCCACAUCACCGACUACAGCUGGAAGCUGCUGAGCGGAGACGCCGCCGUCCACACCGAGAAGACGGAGCUUGCUGAUCAGCUGCGUCUGUCCAAUCUGCAGUCGGGCAUCUACGUCUUCCAGCUGACCGUCAUCGACUCCAACAGCCAAUCAGACGCCGCCAAGGUCAAAGUGGUCGUCCUGGGCCCGGAGCAGUCGGACCGUCACUGCCUGGCGCCGGCGAAGGCGGGGCCGUGCCGCGCCGCGUUCCCCCGCUGGUUCUACAACGCCGCCACAGAACGCUGCGACCGCUUCGUGUUCGGAGGCUGCAAAGGAAACGCCAACAACUUCCUGUCGCAGAGCGAGUGCAGCGCCGCCUGCAGCGGAGUCACAGUGCCAUCGGAGCGGAGCAUCGGCCCGGCCGCCGGCGAGCAGUGUGGCUCUGCCUGUGUUGCAGGUCAGUUCACCUGCAGCAGUGGCUGCUGUGUGGAUGAAGCUCUGGAGUGCGACAACGAGCCGCAGUGCAGCGACCAAUCAGACGAGAGCAGCUGCAACACAUUGAACAGGACGCUCACUCGGCUGCUGGACAUCGACAUCAACGAGAAGAGAGCGCGCUGCACCGAGCCGCCCCGCACCGGGCCCUGCCGGGCGAGCCUCACCCGCUGGUACUACGACCCGCUCAACAGGAAGUGCCACCGCUUCACCUUCGGCGGCUGCAGCGGGAACGACAACAACUUCCCGGAGGAGGAGGCCUGCAGUGAGGCCUGCCACGGCGUCACAGAGCGUCAUGUGUUUGCCAGAGGAAUGUUUGAGCGCUUUGAGGAAGAGGAGAGCGAAUCAGGCUCGAUCGCGGUGGCCGUGAUCUUGGCGGUGGCCAUCUUGGCGGCGCUGGCGGUCCUGGCGUACUGCGUGCUGAAGUCCAGGAGAGAUCGAGCGCGGCGAGCGGCCGCCACCGUAGCCACCACCGCCGCCGCUCUGCCAGAGGAGCAGGACACGCUGGUGUACAACAGCACCACCAAGCCCGUGUGACCCCGCCCACUUCCUGUCCCACCGCCUCCUGUUGUGAAGCGAGCAGCCGCCGUCCUCCACGCCGCCGCCGCCACGCCGCCUCCGGAGCUCAGUCCUGCACUUUGAGGCUGAGGCUGCAGAUCUUCUCCCUUCUGCUUCUGUCUGUCAGAAACUGGGACCCGGAGCUCCGUCGUGUCGCUGUCUUCUGGGAGUUUGUCGUGUUCGGUUUCAUGCCUCUCCUCUGUGGCUGUGGUGCGGCUCGUCUGUCUGCUUAUGCAAAGUGAAAAGGGAAAACAUGUAAAUGUGUGUACAGAGCUCUGUAGCUUUUUAUGAAAGGACUGUAAAUACUUCCCUCCAAGUGGUGUUUUUAUAUGUUGAAGUUUCUUAAUAAAGCCCCAGGUGAGCCCA
Messenger RNA from Myripristis murdjan (pinecone soldierfish), 2219 nucleotides. It is a transcript of the gene spint1b, whose product is annotated as serine peptidase inhibitor, Kunitz type 1 b. Gene Ontology annotation, cellular component: plasma membrane. The record is from RefSeq and is a predicted model, not a curated record. Lineage: Eukaryota; Metazoa; Chordata; Actinopteri; Holocentriformes; Holocentridae. The transcript has 11 exons. Gene Ontology annotation, molecular function: protein binding; serine-type endopeptidase inhibitor activity. Gene Ontology annotation, biological process: epithelium development; extracellular matrix organization; epidermis development. The coding region runs from base 294 to 1832 and encodes 512 amino acids.